AUGGCGGAAGUUGGUACAUCACCCGGUCCAGAAGUCUUACUUCCCAAGGUUACUGUCAGGACCCAGCUCACGAAGGAGCUUGUCAAGGACCCCCCGUUCCUGACCGCCCGUCGACACCUUUGGAUCGCUGCGACGACGGAACGACUCAUUUCGCACACCAUUCACCAACGCAUCCUCGACGCCUCAUAUCUGCCGACCCUCCUCCGCUCCACCCGUGCUGCCCUGUUCCCCAACAAUGCCCCGGGCGUCUCGACGCUGGUGGCCCCCUCAUCUGACGACGAGCUGCGUGUCCUGCGCCGCAGGUGCGCUAGCGCGCUUCUAGCCAGACUCCCGCCCUGGCUGGCCGACCUUUACCUGGGCGGGCGAGGCCUUGGCUUGCGGUGGCGACCCGAUCCGCCUUCGAAGACUGUUGCUGCUGCCUCCCGCGUGAGCGAGGCCGGCAGCUCUGGCAAGGUAGACAACGGCGGCGGUGAAGGAGCGGACGGCAUUGCCAAUAACGACGACGACACUCUCAGUGACAGCGACGGCGAGAAUGGCGACUGGCAGCAGAUGCUCUCCGAAAUCGAGAAUGGCAUCCUCGACGUCUUAUCGGACGAGUACUGCAACAAACACCUGGUGUAUAGCGUUUUGGAGCUGGUUUUGGUGAGGCUGAUGCCUGAGCUGACGGAAAAGGGCAUUGUCGAGCUCUGGGAGGAGCGUCUGAGCUUAUGA
Molecule: messenger RNA, 711 nt
Organism: Colletotrichum higginsianum IMI 349063
Lineage: Eukaryota; Fungi; Ascomycota; Sordariomycetes; Glomerellales; Glomerellaceae
Product: PXA domain-containing protein
Exons: 2
Coding region: 1-711 (236 amino acids)
Source: RefSeq, a predicted model, not a curated record